Messenger RNA from Limulus polyphemus (Atlantic horseshoe crab), 447 nucleotides. Its product is annotated as calcium/calmodulin-dependent protein kinase type II alpha chain-like. The record is from RefSeq and is a predicted model, not a curated record. Gene Ontology annotation, biological process: protein phosphorylation. Gene Ontology annotation, cellular component: cytoplasm; neuron projection. NCBI's taxonomy places the organism in Eukaryota, Metazoa, Arthropoda, Merostomata, Xiphosura, Limulidae. Gene Ontology annotation, molecular function: calmodulin binding; calcium/calmodulin-dependent protein kinase activity; ATP binding. Bases 58 to 447 code for a protein of 129 amino acids. The transcript has 4 exons.
AGUACGGUAUUCGGCGAGAUCUGAUCUUCAUCUCUCUCUCCUCCGUGUGGAAUCAAUAUGAGCGCUGCAACAACUUGUACAAGAUUUAGCGAUAAUUACGAAAUUAAAGAAGAGCUAGGAAAAGGUGCAUUUUCCAUUGUAAGAAGAUGUGUUCAGAAGUCAACUGCUCUAGAAUUUGCUGCAAAGAUUAUCAAUACCAAGAAGUUAUCUGCCAGAGACUUCCAGAAGCUGGAAAGAGAAGCAAGGAUUUGCCGCAAACUGAACCACCAAAAUAUUGACGAAAGAACUCGAGUGUGCCUUGUAAAGCUCAUAUAUUAUGUCAAUAUCUUUGCUGAUGAUUGUGUUCGGAUGAGUGCUCAUUGCUCGCCACGCUGGGAAGCCUCCUGUUGCCGCUGUGCUGACAAAGCGUUAUCGGUGGAAGGAGAAGGAUCCUUCUGUGCCGAAUAA